Molecule: messenger RNA, 2056 nt
Organism: Manihot esculenta (cassava)
Lineage: Eukaryota; Viridiplantae; Streptophyta; Magnoliopsida; Malpighiales; Euphorbiaceae
Product: protein NRT1/ PTR FAMILY 6.4
Exons: 6
Coding region: 1-1881 (626 amino acids)
Biological process (GO): transmembrane transport; response to nitrate
Cellular component (GO): membrane
Molecular function (GO): nitrate transmembrane transporter activity
Source: RefSeq, a predicted model, not a curated record
AUGAAACUCAAGGAUGGGUAUGGCAGCCAGCAGGGCCAUGGUUUUGCUAAUGAAUUUGUGGUUGAAUUUAUGAACUGGAUGCUGAAACAGCAUCAAACUUCUGUGUCAGAAAUGGUUUUGGUAACCAACCAUGGAGACAAGGAUGGAUCACAUCAGGACAUUGCAAUGGAUUUUCAAGGAAAUCCUGUAGAUAAGUCAAAAACUGGAGGAUGGCUUGCUGCAGGGCUAAUUUUGGGAACCGAACUCUCUGAGAGAAUAUGCGUGAUGGGGAUAUCAAUGAAUCUAGUGACCUACUUGGUAGGAGAUCUGCAUAUCUCUUCUGCAAAAUCGGCAACCAUUGUCACCAACUUCAUGGGAACUCUCAACCUCCUUGGCUUGCUUGGGGGUUUCUUGGCAGAUGCUAAACUUGGUCGGUAUUUGACAGUUGCAAUCUUUGCAUCCACAACUGCAGUGGGGGUCACUUUGUUAACACUAGCUACAACCUUCUCUGGCAUGAGACCUCCACCGUGUGACAACUAUAGGAGACAGCGUCAUCAGUGUAUUGAAGCCAAUGGCAGGCAACUGGCUCUGCUAUAUGCAGCACUUUAUACUAUAGCACUUGGAGGUGGUGGAAUCAAGUCCAAUGUCUCUGGGUUCGGGUCUGAUCAAUUUGAUGCAACAGACCCCAAGGAGGAGAAGGCCAUGGUUUUCUUCUUCAAUAGAUUCUAUUUCUGCAUCAGCAUUGGAUCCUUGUUUGCAGUAAUUGUGCUGGUAUACAUUCAAGAUAACGUGGGAAGAGUUUGGGGAUAUGGAAUUUCUGCAGGGACAAUGGUAAUUGCAGUAGCUGUACUGCUUUGUGGGAAUCCAUGUUACCGUUUCAAGAAGCCUCAAGGCAGCCCUUUAACGGUGAUAUGGAGGGUCUUGCUCUUGUCUUGGAAGAAGAGGAAUCUUCGCUAUCCUUCUCUUCCCACUCUUCUGAAUGAUUACCACAAUUCCAAGGUCCCGCACACAGAGAAGUUCAAAUGUCUUGACAAGGCUUCGAUUUUGGACGUGCAAGCCUCUGCUGGAGGAAACAAAAAUGACCCUUGGAUAGCAUCCACAGUAAUGGAAGUUGAAGAGGUGAAGAUGGUACUCAAGCUCAUCCCUAUUUGGUCUACAUGCAUCCUCUUCUGGACAGUCUAUUCUCAGAUGACUACUUUCACCAUUGAGCAAGCCACCUUCAUGAACCGAAAGGUUGGCUCCUUGGUUAUUCCUUCUGGUUCGUAUUCUACUUUUCUCUUCAUCACCAUUCUUCUCUUUACAUCCCUGAAUGAAAGGGUCAUCGUGCUCCUGGCGCAAGAGUUCACCCACAAUGCCAAAGGACUCACAAGUCUUCAGAGGAUCGGUAUUGGGCUGAUUUUUUCAAUAAUUGCCAUGGUGGCUGCAGCUAUUAUUGAGAAGGAAAGGAGGGAAAGUGCUGUUCAACAUAAUUCCCAGAUAAGUGCUUUCUGGCUAGUUCCCCAAUUCUUCCUGGUGGGUGCUGGGGAAGCAUUUGCUUAUGUCGGACAACUUGAAUUUUUCAUCAGAGAGGCACCUGAAAGGAUGAAAUCAAUGAGUACAGGGCUUUGCCUAAGCACACUUUCUAUGGGUUUCUUUGUUAGUAGCUUUUUGGUGUCCCUAGUUGACAAAGUGACUAAGAAGACAUGGCUGAGAAGCAACUUGAACAAGGGAAGGUUAAAUAACUUCUAUUGGUUGCUUGCAAUGCUAGGAACUUUGAACUUUUUUGCUUUCCUCAUGUUUUCAAAGAGACACCAGUACAAAGUCCUCCUUACACCUGGUGAUUCUGGUGACAAAGAGCUUAAACCUUCCAGGGAUUUGAUUGCUAUAGAGAUAGAGGAGGUGGUCACUGAAGGAAAAGAGUGACCCUAAUUUUCUCAAGUGCCUUUCCACUGUUAUUUCAAUCCUAUGUAUUAUGUUUUCCUUUCUAUGCACCCACAAGCUUAUUUUGGGAUUGGUUCAUUUCUAAAUCUGAGAAAAACUAAAGCUCUGUCACCUCUUUUUUUUAUUGAAAAAAUUAUUAUUCGGUCCCUAUUUUAUA